AUGCACAAUUCUCCGUCCCAGUCCCUCUCCAGCUUCCAGAAGCAGCUGAAGCUGAGGGAUAGAGGGCUCCUGGUGCCCGACCACGUCAUCACACGUGUGAUGGUGACGGAGCUGGAGAAGCGGCGGGAGCAGCACUGGCUGCUCGAUGGUUUCCCUCGGACACUGGGCCAGGCCAAGGCUCUGGAUGGGAUCUGUGAGCUGGACCUGGUGAUCAGCCUGAACAUCCCCUUCGAGACGCUGAAGGAUCGCCUGAGCGCCCGCUGGGUGCACCCCGCCAGCGGCAGGGUCUACAACAUGGACUUCAACCCUCCCCACACACAGGGUGUGGAUGACCUGACAGGAGAGCCCCUGGUGCAGAGGGAGGACGACAAGCCCGAGGCGGUGGCUGCGAGGCUCAGGAAGUACAAAGACGCUGCCAAGCCCGUGAUAGAGCUCUACAAGAGCAGGGGGAUCCUUUACUCCUUCUCUGGCACAGAGACCAACAAGAUCUGGCCCUACGUGUACACCCUGCUGUCCAGCAGGAUCCCACCCAUCCUCUCAGAGGAGGAGCACUAAAGAGCUCGUGCCAAGGACCAGGGUUCCAUCCCAUCGUGGAUUUGGUUCCCAGUGCAGUGCCAGGGCUGUGCUGGGCUCGGGUGAUCAUGAGCUGGGUGAUGUUGGUGGAUACCAGUCACAGCCAGGAUCAAAUCUUGGUUUGGAAGGUCAAGCCUGCUGGAAUAAGGGUUUUUUUCCCUCUUUUGGGGCUAUGGAGUUUUCCUGCCCGUGGUCCAUCCCAGCUUGGUGAUGCUGACCAGGGCACUGGUCACUCCAGGUUUACACAGCUUUGCCAUGGUGUCCUUGCCAUCCCUUUCCAGCCCCAGUCCCUGGCUGAGCCCACAUGUGCCAUCCUGUUGAUCCACAGGACUGUUUACUGCUGAGGACUCUCUAGGCUGAGGUUUGGGGGCUUUUUCUUCCUAUAAAUUAUUUUCUAUUAAAUGUAUUUCUCAGAGAAAUAAAGCCCUAGAAAGCAACACUUAUCCCAGUGGGAAUUUUGGGAGCAAGGUGGAAAACGUGUGUACUACAAAGCUGAGAAGUGUGGGGCUCACAUUUCCAGCAUUAACACAUGUCAAAGAGGCAAAAGAAUUGGAGGUGAAAAACUCCCUGUGCCCUUUCCAUAGGGAGAGCUGAAUUCCCUGUUAGAAAAAGCUGCUGUGCAGGUUUUAUGGAAUCUGUGAGACUGAGCAGGAUCUGGGCUGGGAGUGAGUUGCACUCCUUUGUGCUUUCCUGGUUUAUAGCUUUUAAUACUACAAGAUAGAGAUGUCCUGAGAGUUUCUCCCCAAGAUUUAUCUCCACGUGUGCUACAGUUUUGGGGAGAAUUCAGCUCAUUCCAUCUUCUGUGCUGCCUUUGUCCCCAAGGUCCCCUGGCCUGGGGGUCCCUUCAGCUGUUCCUGCUGCAUUUCCCAGAGAAGUGACUCCCUCCCCAUGAAAUCCCAGAGAUCUUUCCUUCCUUGGGAUGCACCCAGGGCCAUGCCCAGGUGCUUCCCCAUGAUUUACAGCAUCCUUGGAUUGUGUUGGGGCUGGGCUUUUCUCAACUGGAACUACUGUCACCCUCUUUUUGUAGGAUGCAGUACCCA
Ficedula albicollis (Collared flycatcher) is the source of this 1613-nucleotide messenger RNA. RefSeq names its product adenylate kinase 4 (gene AK4). Gene Ontology annotation, biological process: nucleobase-containing compound metabolic process. The transcript has 5 exons. NCBI's taxonomy places the organism in Eukaryota, Metazoa, Chordata, Aves, Passeriformes, Muscicapidae. The coding region runs from base 1 to 555 and encodes 184 amino acids. Gene Ontology annotation, cellular component: cytoplasm. The record is from RefSeq and is a predicted model, not a curated record. Gene Ontology annotation, molecular function: ATP binding; nucleoside diphosphate kinase activity; AMP kinase activity.